Molecule: messenger RNA, 2355 nt
Organism: Xylaria bambusicola
Lineage: Eukaryota; Fungi; Ascomycota; Sordariomycetes; Xylariales; Xylariaceae
Exons: 5
Coding region: 1-2355 (784 amino acids)
Biological process (GO): positive regulation of transcription by RNA polymerase II
Cellular component (GO): nucleus
Molecular function (GO): protein binding
Source: RefSeq, a predicted model, not a curated record
AUGAACAACGUCAAUAUGGCCAAUAUGCCCAUGGCUGGCGGGCCUAUGGCCAUGAUGGGAAACAAUGCCCUUGCCGCUGGUCAAGUUCAACGCCCUCCAGAGAACAACCGUGCAAAUUUAAACACUUACAUCUAUGAUUAUUUCCUUCGAGAAGGCAUGUAUGAAUGUGCGCGCGCGAUGCUUCAGAGCGAACAGGCAAUAAAUGUUCACAAAGGCCGCCCUCGCAAUGAGAAUAACAAUACUCUUGGAAACGGCCUUGGAGAUGAUCCGAUGGAUACUGACAGCAAGGAUGAUUUGGAUUCGAAACGGCCAAACGACCUCCCAGCCCCGAACGUUCCCAAUGGGUCUGACAGUUGCUUUCUCUACGAAUGGUUUUGUCUCUUCUGGGACAUGUUAUCGGCCCAGCGCAACAAGGGCGGCGUUAGUCCCCAUGUGAGUCAAUACGUCGCUCACACACAGCAGCAGUCUCGGUUAAGACAGACGCAACAGCAGGAAAUGUUACGGCAAAUGCGACCUGAGAUGUACAAUUCAAUGAUGCCGCGCAUGGCAAAUGGGAUGCCGAUGGCCAAUAAGCACAACCUGGCCAGGACCGCAAUGGCCAACAAUCAAAAUAAUCCGCAAAUGAUGCUUCAAGCCGCUGCUAAGCAGGGCCAGAUGCAACGGGACGGGUCCAACAUGGAUGGCAGCCAAAACCGCCCUGCCUCGCCGGGCUCUGCCGAAAACGCGCCAUCGCCUAGCAAAAGGGCCCGAAUAGAGGGAUCAAGCCCGUUUAACGCGCAUAACGCGAACAUGAUGAAUGGUCAACGGCCUCAGCAAGGAAUGCCAGGACAGCAAGUAGGCGAUACCAAAGCUGCCAUAGCUCAGCAAAUGCUCUCAUCAAACGGCAUCCCUCGCGCUAAUCUUACUCCUCAACAGUUUCGAGACUUUCAAGCACAAACUGCCCAGACACAGGCCAAAUCUAUUCAGACAUAUUCUCAAAAUCUUCAGCAACACCACGGCCAACAGAUGCCGAAUAAACAGGUUCCCAAUCCUGGUGGCCCUCAGAACCAAGGUUCACCUAUGAUAGCGCAAGGCCCGGAGAACGCGGCGGCUCUUGGUGCGUUCUACCCAGAGAUGGCUCCCGGAGGUAUGCGACCAGGACCCGGCGCAACUCAAGGCGGCGGGAGCAAUCAUGCCUUGCAGGACUAUCAGAUGCAACUGAUGCUACUUGAGCAACAGAAUAAAAAGAGACUUAUGAUGGCUAGGCAAGAACAAGACAGUAUGGGCGGCAUGCCUCGUGAUGGCGCUGGACCCAAUGGUCCAGGUGGACCACCAGGCCCGAAUGGGCAACCCUUCCAAGAUACCUCGCCUCAGGGAGUCCGACCCGGUGCUUCCCCUAAUCCCAGUGAACAGAUGAAGCGUGGAACUCCUCAGAUGAACGCCGCUGGUAUUCCCUCUCCUCUUCCUGAAGGAGCUCAGUCAAGAGGCUCUCCGAAUGGCAUGAACUUUAUACCAAAUGGCAUGGAUCCGAAUAUGCAACAGAACUUCUUCAAAGGGAUGAAUGGUAUAGAUGGCAAUAUGGUAGCAGCGCAGAUGAAUGGAGGCAUGCGCCCCCCCAGCUCACAUCCAGGUCAACCAUUCAAUGGCCAAAUGAAUCCUCAGAUGAUGGCAAGACAACAGGGAGGGCCUCAACAAAUGCAGUGGCCAGGUCCCAAUGGCAAUGGUAUGGCGCCUCAGGGUCCUCAAGGUCCACAGGGGCCACAAGGGCCACAGGCGCAGGUCCAAGGAGCGCCACAGAGAGCGAUGCCACCACCAUCAGCUCCAGCCCCUCCUGCUAAUGGAAAUGGUCGGACAAACACAUCAUCACCACAAGUUAGCACUGCUGCUCCACCUACACCGCAGCAGGGUACCAAGGCACUCAAGAAAAAGGAUCCUAAGAACGCGAACAAAAAGGGCGCUGCUCAAAAGAACAAAGCACCAGCGGCUGGUGCCACACCUGCUCCUGAAGCCAAUCAAGACCCAGAACCCCCAACUCCGGCUACUCCUAUUACCCCCAGCAAUCCUGCAGCAAACUUCAAGUCUGGCCAGAAUGCUGGAACUGUACCGCCAACUGCGAAUGUACCAGCUUCAGCACCACAGGCUGCACCUGCCCCUGUGGCAGCUCCUCCAGUCGAGCAAAUGAACUUUACGGGCAUGGAACCCAAUAAUGCCAUAUUCACCAACAUACCGGAAUUCAGCGAAAUUUCGUCCGCCGAUGUCCUACAGGAUUUUGAUUUUGACUCUUUUCUACAUGACAAUGAUGCUGACGGUGGGGCUUUUGACUUUGGCCAAGCUACAUUCGGGAUGGAAGCGCCUGGGGAGAUCGGCGCUGAGUAG